ACCUGAUGAGGCAAAAAUGAUGAGGUGAAUGCGACACGAACAAGUGUUUGUUCAGGCUGUUGAUCCGUGAGUAAUUACGUCCGCAUGUGGGAGGAAGCACACGAAUUUUAUUUUUUCUGGUGAGUUCAGUGAACACAGUUCUCAGGAAAGACUUCUCUAAUCGCUUGGUUCCUCUUUUCCUUUCCUUCCCGUUUCUUUCCUCCAGGCUUUGAGUUCCCGCUUCUGUACGUUUGCCAGCGCCUGUCUCAGCUGUGGCUCCCACCGCGCUGAUCCCGAGGACGGGGCCUCUGCGGACGGCGUGGCCCCCACGUCGCAGUUCCGGUUCUCACGAGAUCCCGGUCGGGGUACUCACAUGUUUGCUGCCCCUGCUCGCACCAAGUUGAGUGACAGGAAAGAGAUAAUUUAUCACCAUGUUUGGUUCUCAUUUAUAAGAGGUUUUAAGGAAGCGAUGAAACAGAUUUUCUGAUGAAAGCAGAAGGUUUCUUCUGAACAUGGCUUUGGAAAUCACUUAUGCUGAAGUGAGGUUCAAAAAUGGAUCCAACUCCUCAGGCACCAACUCAGAGUCUCCUGCAGCUCCCAAGGAAAGGACCACCCCUCACAAAAGUAAUCCCGGUUUUCCCAAGCUGUUUUGGGCCUCAUUGCUGAUACUUUUCCUGCUAUUGGCAAUCUCAUUCUUUAUUGCUUUUAUCAUUUUCUUUCAAAAAUCUUCUCAGCUUCCUGAAGAAAAAAAUACUACAAAACAGCCAAUUCAUACAGCAUUGGAGUGUGUGAAAAAAAAUUUGACCAUGGCAGAAAAAGUCUGGAGCUGCUGCCCCAAGAACUGGAAGUCAUUUAGUUCCAAAUGCUACUUUAUUGCUACUGACUCAAAAUCUUGGAAUGAGAGUGAGAAGAACUGCUCUAGAAUGGAGGCUCACUUGCUGGUGAUCAACACCAAGGACGAGCAGGAUUUCAUCACCCGGAAUCUAGAUAAACAGUCUGCUUAUUUUGUGGGGCUGUCAGAUCCGGAGGGUCAGGGACGUUGGCAAUGGGUCGAUCAGACGCCAUACAACAAAAGUGCCACAUUCUGGCAUCCGGGUGAGCCCAGUAAUGGCAAUGAGCGUUGUGUUGUACUACAAACUCGCUCUUCAUCAUGGGGCUGGAAUGACAUUCCUUGUGUUGAGUCUCAAAGGUCAGUUUGUGAGAUGACGAACAUCUACUUAUGAACUGAACAUUCUCCAUGGACGUGUGGUUGGAUUGGCAUCCAUCAUUAUAGAGAUAGAUAAUAAGCUCUUUAUUUAUGUGUAAGGGAGUUCCACAGAAUUUUAGGCAGCCAGGCAGCUAUUUCACUCAUGACAGAACUGGUGCAUACAUUUAUUCAUUCAUUCAUAAAAUGAGCAUUUAUUGGGCAUUUUCAUGUUCCAGAGACUAUACUGGAGACCCCUUUUGUGUACACAUGAAGGGAACAUGAGCCUGUCUCCUAACUUCUGUCUGACUGCUUAGGGACUAUUUACUGAUAUAAUUAUAUGAUGUGGUUUUUUUCUGCCUGAGUGUUCUUUCCCCCCCGCCCAGCUUUAUGGAUGUACAAUUGACAAAUAAAAUUGUAUAUAUUAAGGUGUA
Lemur catta (Ring-tailed lemur) is the source of this 1596-nucleotide messenger RNA. RefSeq names its product C-type lectin domain family 4 member A-like. The coding region runs from base 492 to 1202 and encodes 236 amino acids. Lineage: Eukaryota; Metazoa; Chordata; Mammalia; Primates; Lemuridae. The transcript has 6 exons. The record is from RefSeq and is a predicted model, not a curated record.